AUGCCCAACAACGGCUCUUUCUUUGUAAACUACGUGAUUACAGCGACUUUCAUUGGUUCAGCCUGUGAUCUUGCACGCAUGUCCGAAUUGACCAUGUACGCCAUUCGGCUACUGUUUCUGCGUUCCAAGUCGGAGAAAAUUGCGGCUCAAAAGGCCGUUCUGGUUGAGUUCGACUUUGGCAUUAACUACGCCUGGCUGGUUUGUGCGUUCGCCGUGAUAACUUCCUACAGCAUAUUGUGUCCGCUGAUUACGCCAUUCGGUUUUGUCUGCCUUUGCAUGCGAUACGCCGUUGCGCGGUACAAUCUCUUCUUUGCCUACAUGCCCAGUCGCAUCGACAUGCGCAUGCAUUGGCUGGCCACCAGCCUAAUGCUGGGCUGCGUCCUCAUGCUGCAGUUGAAUAUUUUUAUCAUUACCUGGUUCCUAUUUGGCGUGUUCGCUGGCUGGAUCUACGUUGAUGGCAAGGCCGUGAAACGACGGUUUAGUUUUCAUCCCCCGACGCUUGACCGCCGAUGGCCUGAACCUCCUGCGAUGCCACCACGCCCUCACCUAGAGCCCUCACCUAGCACCCAGCCACCGCCUGUCACUCUUGAAGCGCCCUCUCCUAACUUCGAGCCACGCACGCCCAGGCAUUUCAGGUUUUCAACUGGAUUGGUAUGUGCUAGAUGCUUUCUGUCGGCUGUUAAAGUUAAUCAAGUCGUAUAUCGAUACACGCAAUGUUUUAUCUCGUAUCGGGUCCUUUUCUCUGCGGAAACGUUGACCGCCCAUCGGAAGUAG
Dibothriocephalus latus is the source of this 774-nucleotide messenger RNA. The record is from the annotation of a GenBank genome assembly. NCBI's taxonomy places the organism in Eukaryota, Metazoa, Platyhelminthes, Cestoda, Diphyllobothriidea, Diphyllobothriidae.